Messenger RNA from Budorcas taxicolor (takin), 681 nucleotides. RefSeq names its product ubiquitin-conjugating enzyme E2 E1-like. The record is from RefSeq and is a predicted model, not a curated record. Gene Ontology annotation, biological process: protein polyubiquitination. Gene Ontology annotation, cellular component: nucleus. Gene Ontology annotation, molecular function: ubiquitin conjugating enzyme activity. NCBI's taxonomy places the organism in Eukaryota, Metazoa, Chordata, Mammalia, Artiodactyla, Bovidae.
GCAGCCAGACACAAAGAGAGGGGCUGUUUGCGGGGUGGGGCGGGGGGUUCGCUAUGUCGGAUGACGAUUCGAGGGCCAGCACCAGCUCCUCCUCGUCUUCGUCCUCCAACCAGCAAAUUGAGAAAGAAGCAAACACCCCCAAGAAGAAGGAGAGCAAAGUCAGCAUGAGCAAAAACUCCAAACUCCUCUCCACCAGCGCCAAGAGGAUGCAGAAGGAGCUGGCGGACAUCACUCUAGACCCUCCGCCCAACUGCAGCGCUGGCCCCAAAGGCGACAACAUCUACGAGUGGAGGUCCGCCAUCCUCGGGCCCCCGGGCUCCGUGUACGAGGGCGGCGUGUUCUUCCUCGAUAUCACCUUCACACCGGAGUACCCCUUCAAGCCUCCGAAGGUUACAUUUCGGACAAGAAUCUAUCACUGUAAUAUUAACAGUCAAGGAGUUACUUGCUUGGACAUUUUGAAAGAUAAUUGGAGCCCAGCACUAACCAUUUCUAAAGCUUCUAUCUGCUCACUUCUCACAGACUGUAAUCCUGCCGACCCCUUGGUGGGAAGUAUCGCCACUCAGUAUAUGACCAACAGGGCAGAGCACGACAGGAUGGCCAGACAGUGGACCAAGAGAUAUGCCACGUAAACUGGGCUCCACAGUCCUUCACAGCAUUUGUCUGUCACAGAGAGAGCUGCUU